Messenger RNA from Aphanomyces invadans, 1429 nucleotides. RefSeq names its product AGC/RSK/RSK-UNCLASSIFIED protein kinase. The coding region runs from base 30 to 1205 and encodes 391 amino acids. Gene Ontology annotation, molecular function: ATP binding; protein serine/threonine kinase activity. Gene Ontology annotation, cellular component: plasma membrane; cytoplasm; nucleus. The record is from RefSeq and is a predicted model, not a curated record. Lineage: Eukaryota; Oomycota; Saprolegniomycetes; Saprolegniales; Verrucalvaceae. Gene Ontology annotation, biological process: protein phosphorylation. The transcript has 8 exons.
UGACGGCAUCAAGAAAUCAUCCGACGUGGAUGCGUUCGCCAACCUCGACGAAUGAAGUCGGCCUGCACAACUUUGUUAAGAUUCGCCUCCUCGGCUCGGGUACGUGCGGUCGCGUCUACCUCGUCAAGAGCAAGGGGCUGCCGUUAACGGGUCAUUUUGCCAUGAAAGUGAUCAACAAGUCAGAUGCAGUGCGUCAUGAGCGAGUGCAGCGGACCAUGACAGAGCGGGAGAUACUGGCCUUUGCGGACCAUCCAUUCAUCGUCAGGUUAUACUACGCGUUUCAGACCAAGCGAUUCCUGUACAUGGUCAUGCAGCUGUGUGAAGGCGGCCACUUGCAUCAAACGAUCCGAGCCCAACCGCACGGGUUUCUCUGCGAGGACAUGGCUCGAUUCUACGCCGCCGAAGUGCUCGUGGUGCUCGAAUACUUGCACAUGAUGGGGGUGCUGUACGAAGAUCUGAAACCCAAGAACAUCCUUCUGCGUGCAAAUGGCCACAUCGUCCUCUGCGACUUCGAUGCGAGCUCAAUUGUGAAUCCCCUCGAACAUUCGGCGACGUCGGUGCCUUCCCCGCGGCGGCGGCGCCGGCGAUGGCCAUGGGACUGCAUCACGCGGUGCAUUCAGUCGUGCUGGGGGUCAAAUCAAGUAUCGCCAUUGGAUGCAAUCAUGCCCCCGACAUUCCACGCAUUCUCCAACGGUAGCAAGGGCCCUAAGUCGUUUGCGAGCAUCGAGUACAUUGCCCCUGAGGUCCUGGCCUCCCACAAGGGCCACCGCUUCGUGCAUGCGAUCGACUGGUGGGCGUUCGGAGUCCUCCUGUACCAAAUGCUCUUUGCAAAAACUCCAUUUCAAGGCGACAACGACGACGACACCCGCCAAAACAUCUUACACGACGACCUGGUGCUUCCGUAUUCGCCUGCGGUGUCCCCGUCGUGUCGCGACUUGCUCUUCCUCCUUCUGGACAAGAAUGUUCGGACGCGACUGAAGUCGAACGGGCCGAUCAAGGCGCAUGCGUUCUUCAGCUCCAUCAAUUGGGCUCGAAUUCAAGACGAGAUGCCGCCACUCAUUCCAAAGCCCAUACGCCUCACGCCGGCGUUGACGGACCAGCUUGAAGACCCACCGUGCGCGUGCGACCUCGUCGCCCCCGACGACGACCAGUUCUACUCGUUCAAUUUUACUCGGACGUGCAUGGGCGACGAUUUGCCCCUGUGACAUCAAUCAUGACAACUCAAUCCUUGCCAUUCUUGCCCUGUGGCAAUCGAGUUGGAAGCGAGGAGACCACAACGGCCUCGAACGUCGCAGCACAUGCACAACACAUGACAUCGCUUCAAAUCGACUGCCUUCGUCGUUUAUCAUGGCCCCACACCAAGGCGUUCGUCGUGUGUUCAGCGUCCUGGCGUUAACAUCGUAAACAGAGCGCUCGCGAUUUGCUGGAA